AUGGAGGGCGUUCAGACUGUGGACGUGAGCUGGCUUCAUCAUUCACAGAAAGACCAUUUAUCUCGCACAAAAUCUGUGAAUUCGGCGACUACGACUAGUGAAAGGCCCGUACCCGAAGUUGGUACAGAGCAGCCAGCAUCAUCUCCACCCAAAUCCCACCGGAGAAAUCGAUCCAACAGUAGCCCGGCAAAACCGACGCCCCUUCCCCUGUCCUCGGAACCGAAGAAAGCCCCACAGAGCGACGCAGCGCAAGUAGAAUCAAAGCCACAACUAGCGGAGAAGAAAGAAGAACCAAAGACAUCUACGCCAUCUCCGGCCUCGCGAAAGAGCGACCCCAAGCCCAUUGGACGACGAAACUCCUGGAUAUCCAACUUGAGCUCUAAGUUCUCGUCCGGAUCUACACCGCCGUCGCAAUCUAGUCUCAAGGCCAGUCCUGCAAGUCCGAAAACGACUUCCCCUCUCGACACACACAAUCCGUUCGGCGCCGCCUACUCCCCGAGAGACAAGGAAGAGGAGAAGAAGGACGACUCCAACCCGUUUGCUUCAACAUCACCCAAGGGCCCAUCAUUCAUUCACAAUGCUUUGCGCAAGUUUUCGUCCAAUUCCGGUGGUCUGCCCAAGUUGAAUCCUAAUGGUUCCAUCUGCCCGCGACGUGUGAUGAACAUCGACCAGAAUCGACACCGAUGCAAAGUCCCAGAUCUAAACCAAGCUAAACUCAACCGUGUGGCAUUCUGUGUAGAUGUGGAAAUUGCGGGAAUAUCACACCGCGAUGAUGACGAGGAGGCUCCUCCGACCAACCAACUACGGCAGCCUCUCCCCGAGUCGAAUACCCACAAGUCUAAAAAGGCAGACCUCAAGUUGAAAAGCAAAGAGGAAGCUGCAGCUUUGAAGACUCCCGAAGCGGUCUUGGCUAAAAAGGAUGCUUCCCCACCGACCUCUGCUCCAACUACAGACGAUGCGGUCACUCAGUCUUCUCCCCCCAAAGACACCAUUACACCUCAACAUUCUACUGAGACUCCUCCAAAUGGCGAAGGGACCGACCCGACAAGAAAGCAAGAGAAGAAAAAAAGAUCGGAGGCAGAACGCAAAGAACGGAAGGAAAGAAAGCGGCGGCAAGCAGUGGCAAAUGGCUCAGUACCAUUGCAACUGGAUGCCGAGCAUGACGAGGAAGAACCCGAAGGAUCACCGCCUGGUGUAGCUAAGCCCAAAACGCAGAGUCAUCCAACGACCGAUCCGGUGCGCAUCUAUCGUCGAUGCUGUCAGCUGCGCGAAACGCCCGUUCUCAAGAGAGUGGUUGAUGAAAUUUCGAAACCUUCAUCAACAUUGGCUGAAUCUCCCGGCACAGUGGCAGCUCUAGAUCUCAGCAACUUCCCGAUGACAUCCCAGGAUCUGACAACUUUCAGUGAUUGGCUUGCUGUUGUCCCAGUCCGCAAGUUGAUACUUGAAAAUUGCGCGCUGACGGAUGUGUCCGUACGAGCCAUUCUCGCAGGUCUGCUUUCUACAAAGACAGUCGAACAGAUGCGCUACCGACGGAGACGAUCUCGAAGACCUGAAUCCCCAGGUGUUAAGGACCAUGAAAGAUAUGGUGUAGUGGAAAAGCUUUCUUUGAAGAACAAUCCUAAGAUUGGAAGAGAAGGAUGGCGCCACAUCAGUCUUUUCAUACACUUGUCCAAAUCUCUGAAAGCCAUCGAUCUGUCGGGCAUUCCUUUCCCUCUUGGUCAAAUUGCGAUCGAUGCCUCCGGUGCAAGUCAAGCCCAGAUAGUUGAUGUUAGCGCUGUCUUCGCCAGUGCUCUGGCAGAGCGCUUCGGUGGCGAUCACCUUGAAGAACUGCUUAUGAGUGAAUGCUAUCCUUCGGUUGAUGUCGUCAAGCAAAUUUGCCUGGCAAGCACCAAGAUGGGCCUGCGAAGACUUGGCUUUGCCAACAACGGUCUGACCAGAGAGGGCCUGGAACAUGUGGUCGAGUAUCUCAAACUUGGUCAAUGUGAAGGGCUCGACCUAGGUGGCAAUGCCAUUAAGGAUGAUCUUGAUCUUAUCACGAAUGCUAUUGAGCCUGAGCAGCCACUCUUGGCUCUGAGUUUAGCAGAUUGCUCUCUGAACCCGACAGUGCUCUGCCCACUGCUCCCGGCCCUUGCUCAGAUCCACAACCUCCGUUUCAUGGAUUUUUCUCACAACCGCGAGUUAUUCUCAGCCCAACCCAAUGCUCUUGGAAUGUUCCGUCGAUUCUUGCCAAAAAUGACCUCUCUAAAACGCUUCCACUUGGCCGAUGUUGACCUGACAUCAAACCAUGUAAUUGGUCUUGCCGAGGUGCUUCCCGAGUGCCCCAGUCUUUGCCACUUGAAUAUACUAGAGAACCGACAAAUUGAGGAGCUGGCCUCUACCACCGAUGCUGUUGCACAGGAAGAAGCAUGCGCUUUGUAUGCGUCAAUGAUGGCAGCCGUUCGUGUUUCACGAACCAUCAUUGCAGUCGAUAUCGAUGUACCCAGUGCCGAAAACAAUGAAGUUGUCAAAGCACUGGCAUCACAGAUCGUGGCCUACUCGCUACGGAAUCUUGAAGGAGGUGCCAUUGCGGAGGAGCUUUCCGACUCUUUCGAUCACCUUGGAACUAAAGAUGUACCCGUCCCUGAAAUUCUGCAACACAUUGUCGGGCAUAGUAUCCCCUCCGAAGAGCCGUGUGACGAGGAUGAGGAGGUGGCUCCAGACGAAGACUACGUUAUUGGUGGUACAGGUGUGGUCAAGGCAUUGGGUGUUUGCCUCGGAAAUCUGGACCAACAACAGGGUCUUGAGGCUCUUGGCGAUCAAUCUGCACCGGCGAGUGGUACCAACACUCCAAGACGCCGCAAAUCUCGCAGUUUUGUUACCAAGCGGCCCCGCGAUAUGUCGAAGAAUCUGCUUGAAUCGGCUCGCAAUAUCAGAACUCGGAUUCAGUCGGCUCUCAUUCGUGAGGAUCGUGCUGGUAAUGACGCCAACUACCGUCGCUUGCAAUUCUUGGAUAUCACCUUGCACAGGAUGAUCCAGCGCUUCGAGGACGAGUACCCAGAAACUCGCAUCAGUCCCCAAAACGCACCUGCUGUCCCAGCGCCCGAUUCCAGUUCCCAGCACUCCAAUGAAGACGGUACUGGUUCCGUGGCUACUGGUGGCAACUUGCACAACAGCCAACUUGAUGAGACUGGAGCUGACGAGGAAGAUGGCGACCACUAUGCCGUCCGUCUGUCCCGCGCCAGCUCUAUGACUUCUCUACACUCUCGUGCCAUGACCUCCCAGGAAGGUCAGAUUCAUCGUAUCGGCCAGAACCUCCGUCGUGACUUCCUCAAGCCAUCCCUUACCGCCGGAUCUGGCGAAGAAGACGAAGACAACGAUAAAUCACAUAUCGCUGCUCUCCGACAGAAGCUCGACCGCCUCCACGACGAGCAGUCUCUGUCCAAUUUCGACAAUAUUGAAAACGACAGAGCCUUCGAGGAACUCGGAACCACCGUGGACGAACUCUGGGCCGCCCAGCAACAAGAUGUCGAAGGAUUCGAGCGCUUCAAGCAGUCCCAGAUCGCUGCCCAGAUCAACAGUGGUCUUCGGCCCCGAAACAACGCAGAACAUAGGAAGGCCUCUGAUGAAUCAGAGACCAAGUCCCCUUAA
Molecule: messenger RNA, 3627 nt
Organism: Penicillium antarcticum
Lineage: Eukaryota; Fungi; Ascomycota; Eurotiomycetes; Eurotiales; Aspergillaceae
Product: putative cell wall biogenesis protein Mhp1
Exons: 3
Coding region: 1-3627 (1208 amino acids)
Source: RefSeq, a predicted model, not a curated record